This is a messenger RNA of Neoarius graeffei (lesser salmon catfish), 1392 nucleotides long. RefSeq names its product zinc finger BED domain-containing protein 4-like. Bases 1 to 1392 code for a protein of 463 amino acids. The transcript has 2 exons. Lineage: Eukaryota; Metazoa; Chordata; Actinopteri; Siluriformes; Ariidae. Gene Ontology annotation, molecular function: protein dimerization activity. The record is from RefSeq and is a predicted model, not a curated record.
AUGCCGUAUGAGAAAACAUCGAAGCGACACAAAGACAUUACACAUGCAAUUACACACUUCAUUGCAAAAGGCAUGCUGCCAAUACGCACAGUCGAAACGGCAGAAUUCAAACAGCUAAUGAAUGUGAUCGACCCUCGUUAUCAACUCCCAGGACACAAGCACUUUUCGCAGACAGCAAUCCCAAACAUGUACACAGAGUGCAGAGGGAUGGUUGAGAGGGACCUGCAAGCCGUGUCAUACUUUGCCACCACAUCGGACAUGUGGUCAAGUCGAACGUCAGAACCAUAUAUGAGCCUCACUGCUCACUACAUUGAGCAAGACUGGACUUUAAAGAGCAAAUGCCUCCAAACGGCAUACUUUCCCAAGGACCAUACUGAGAGAACCGGAAAGAACAAGAAAGUGGAGCGUGCUGUGGGUGUGUGUAAGAAAGCAGUGGCUGCCUUCAGCUUCUCUUGGAAGAAGAAGAGAGACCUGGCUGCUGCUCAGGAAGAGCUUCACCUACCCCAGCACAAGUUAGUGACCGAGUCACCCACCAGGUGGGGCUCACGUCAGAAGAUGGUUGAAAGAAUGCUGGAGCAGCAGGAAGCCAUCGCUCAGGUCUUAGGUGCAGACAAAAAGACAAGACAACUGGUUCCUGCAUGGCAAGAAAUAGAGGUCCUGGAAUCUGUGCAUGGGGCCCUGAAUACACUACUGGAAUUCACUGAUUCACUCUCCAGUGAAAAUUAUGUGAGUGUGUCAUACCUCAAGCCGAUGCUGCAACUUUUCAGAACACAGAUUCUGAAGCCAGCCGACGAUGAAACACAGCUCACCAAAGAAUUGAAGAUGACAGUCAUGUCAUACCUGGAUGAAAAGUAUACUGAUCCGAUUACUGAGGAACUGCUUGAUAUUGCAACGUUGGUUGAUCCGCAUUUCAAGGUGCAAUACAUCAACCCAGAAAACAUUGAUGCCAUCAAAAUGAGAGCUGUGUCUGAGAUGCUGGAGGACCUGUCCACUUCAGUCAGAACAGAGGAAGCAGCACCAGAACAAGCAGAGGCAGGAGAUGCUGCAGUGCCUCCCCCCCUGAAGAAACAAAAAAAGUCAUUGGGCAGCUUCUUUAAGAAAUCGCACUCCAGCCCAGAACUCAAUGACAGAGAGAGAGUUGAGAGCGAACUUGAAAACUACCUGAUGGCAGCAGAUGCAGACAGCGAAACGGACCCACUGCAGUGGUGGAAGAUCAAUGAAAGAAACUUCCCAAGACUUAGCUGCCUUGCAAAGCGCUAUUUAUGCAUCCCUGCAACCAGCACACCCUCUGAGAGGGUAUUUAGCACAGGGGGUAACAUUGUGACCUGCCACAGGGCAGCUUUAAAACCUGAGACAGUGGAUAGACUUGUCUUCCUCGCUUGUAACCUGUAA